AUGGCUGAUGUACUUGGCAAAGGAGAUAGAGGCAAAGGAAAACCUCCAAAAAAACCUCCCCCAAAAGGUGCAAGAACCACAGAACAAUCACCUUGGGAUAUUAUUGUCCCAGAUAACCCGGAACCAAAGUCAAAACCCUCAAAGGAACCAGGCCACCGUUCAUCACACAAACCGCACCGAACUACAACACACAAGUCGAAGCCGCAUAAAAGCACCACGAAAAAGCAUACAACGACGAAAUCGGCGACCACCAGAAAAAGUACUACCACUAUGGCGAGCACUGGAAAAAAGACUACCAUUACUAAAAAAGCGACCACUUCUGCAGAAGAGACGACUAUUCCUGCGAUGACAACUACUGGAGAGAUCCUGACAGUAGAGCUUUUCAACGCGACUGACGCGGUGAGUGAAGCAGCAAUUCAGCAUAAUUACCAUGGGCAACUUCGCGCCCUCAGAAAUGUUCCAUGGGUUCAACUUCGUAACUAA
Cooperia oncophora is the source of this 483-nucleotide messenger RNA. Lineage: Eukaryota; Metazoa; Nematoda; Chromadorea; Rhabditida; Trichostrongylidae. The record is from the annotation of a GenBank genome assembly.